Molecule: messenger RNA, 687 nt
Organism: Aspergillus campestris IBT 28561
Lineage: Eukaryota; Fungi; Ascomycota; Eurotiomycetes; Eurotiales; Aspergillaceae
Exons: 3
Coding region: 16-687 (223 amino acids)
Biological process (GO): protein phosphorylation
Molecular function (GO): ATP binding; protein kinase activity
Source: RefSeq, a predicted model, not a curated record
UCAUAACCAAAAGCAAUGCAGCUAGACGAUGUUGAUCCGCGUAACAUCAUCUUCAAACGGGAACUUUCGACUUCUGAAUUCUCAACUAUCUUUCUUGUAACAGCGCGUAACCAAACCUGUGUCAUGAAGGUGCACCGCGGAAGAGGUCCACGGCGCUACUACGAGCCUGAUCGUGAAUUAGAUAAUCACGUUCUCGAAUCAACAGCCUACCGCCGCCUGAAGGACCAAGGUCUCUGUGAUCGUGGCAUUGUGCCCGACUUUCUGGGCUCUCUGAGAAAGUUCGACCCGAAGAUAUGCAGCCCCCAUCUGGACAUGUUUCUCGAAGAUGAAUACGACCCCAGUGCGAUUUUCCUGGAAUACAUCCCUGUAAUGGAGAUGGUCCAUCUGCAUAAUUUCACAGAAGGGCGGAUGGAUGGGUUCAUUGAGGGGGUCCGGGAGAUACACAAGGCUAUGGUGCUACACGAUGAUCCAAGACCACGGAAUAUGAUGAUCGUCCGAGGUGACCCGGAGAGAGUGAUGUGGAUGGACUUCGACAGAGCAAAGACCUAUGGCCGUGAUAGUGUUACUGAUGAGCAGAGAAUACUUUUGGGGGAAGAGGAAGAGACUGUCGUGGGGUUUAAACAGUGCCUGGGGUCUGAUUUCUCCAAGGGAAAGUUAGAAGAAGCGUACAUAUUCUACUGCACCUGA